Messenger RNA from Diaporthe amygdali, 1026 nucleotides. RefSeq lists its product as uncharacterized. The transcript has a single exon. Lineage: Eukaryota; Fungi; Ascomycota; Sordariomycetes; Diaporthales; Diaporthaceae. The record is from RefSeq and is a predicted model, not a curated record. Bases 1 to 1026 code for a protein of 341 amino acids.
AUGCCAGCAACUGCAAGGAUGGCUUUCCGCACCUCGCGGCGAGACUCUUGGCCACCGACCACGAUGCGUCUGCAUCCGAGCAUCGAGGCCGAGGACACAGCCAUGGAUAUUGAUUCCAACCAGGAUGAAUUAUCCCUCGAAGAUGACGACCCUAUCAACUACUUCCUCACACCCACUCCCCUACUAGAUGACGGUGACACGGAUGACGACACGGACUCCAUGGACCUGGAGAUGGAAAUGUUCGAUGCCGGCAUCGAAGACCCUCACCACCCCCAGCCGACCAUCAGGAGCAUCAGCCCGUCCGACCUGACAGGGCCCAGCCGGCCACCAACCUCGCUGCCCAAGAUGCUCCCUCUGCCCAUCCGAUCCCCGACACCGCCCAAGGCGAGGUCCAACUCGCUGUCGCCGCCUUCAAGGAACUCCCCAGAGGCCCUGACUCCUAACACGGAGCACGACGACGAUGACGAUGACGAGGACUAUGUCCGCUUCACGCCCCACGGCACGCUCGCCCCCUUCAAUCUCCACCACAACUUCGGGAGCUCCAAGUCCAAGGGCGCCAGCCGCAAGGCUGCGGCCGCCGCCAAGUCCAGGGCGCAGAGGGCACUGGACAAGAACGACAGGGUGGGCAUGAUGAUGGCACACGGUCCCACGACAUCGACCGACAACCUCCUCCUCCCGCCCGGCGCCUUCCACGUCGGCCGACCGCCCACCGCGCCCACCACCCGGGGCAGGUCGCUGACCUCGCCCGGGCGGCGGCCCCGCCUGGUCCAGCGCCCACGCAGCUGGUCCGGCCCCUCGCACGCCGGACACUUUGGCGGCGGCGAGAACCGCCUGUCGCCGCGGGCGUGGCGCGAGCCCAGCCCGGACGUCUGGUCGAUCGAGGAGGAGCCCGAGGCCGAGAUGCUGAGCGAGUUUGGCGAGGGGAGCGUCGAGGUCGACACGCUCGGCCAGACAACGGAGUUGAGCUCUGGUGGUGACAAGGCUAAGAAGGUGCGCUUUGCGUUGGCUGUCACAGACAUCCCUUGA